Molecule: messenger RNA, 1744 nt
Organism: Lactuca saligna
Lineage: Eukaryota; Viridiplantae; Streptophyta; Magnoliopsida; Asterales; Asteraceae
Source: the annotation of a GenBank genome assembly
AUGGGGAAAACACCGAGGGCUUUGUUGCCAACCAUGAAGAUGCUGCUAGAAGGUGAAAAUCAACCAAACAACGCCCAGAAACGGAUUCAAGAAAUCCCGGAGAAAGAGGAAGAGGAUGGAAUUAGUGGGUUGCCUGAUUGCUUGCUUCUUGAAAUCCUCUCUCGUCUACCCUCCACAAAAGAUGCCAUUAGAACAGGUACCCUCUCCAAGCGAUGGGCACAUCUUUGGACUUGUGUACCUACUCUUAUUUUUGCACAUUACAAUCAUCCCUAUCCCUGGUUCAGUUGUAAGUGCUUACGAAAGCCUAACUCAAUUUACGAUUUCGCUCGAUCGGUGGAGAAAACCCUAACUCAAUGUCGCCAGUUGAAGCUCAAGAAAUUCGAACUGCGAACCCAUUAUGAUAUUCGAUUUAAAUCUCUGUUCAAGAAUUGGAUUCGUCAUGCCAUAAGUUGUAACGUUGAAGAGCUUAACUUGGAGUUUAUGUUCCCGGAUGAGUUUUGGUUAGAUCAAUCUAUUUUCAUCAAUUCUUGUUUUACUGAUCUGAAAUUAGUAGGCUGCAAGUUGAAUCCAAAUGGAGCGAUUAGUUGGAAAAAUCUUAAGAGUUUGUAUAUUUCUUAUAUGAAAUUAGAUGAAGACUUGAUUGUAAAUAUAUUAUCUGGAAGUCCUCUAUUGGAAACUUUGGUGUUGGAAGAUUUAGAUGAUUAUACGGGGAUAUAUACUACUUCAGAUGAUUCUUCAGAUGAUGAAUCUGAAGCCAAUAUCAUGAAAACCAAUGCUUCUUAUAGUUUAUCACUAACUCAAUGUCCCCAACUGAAGCUCAAGAAAUUCAAAUUGCUUUCCAAUAAUGAUAUUAAGUUGAAAUCACAACUAAACAGUUGGAUUCUUUAUGCUAUACGGUGUAACGUUAAAGAGAUUUAUUUAAUUUUAUGGACUCCUGAGGGAAUCGAAUAUGAGUUUAUGUUAGAUCAAACUCUUUUCACUAGUUCAUGUUUUACUCAUCUGACAUUACAUAGGUGCAUGGUUAAUCCGAUUGGGGCAAUUAGUUGGAAAAAUCUUAGGAAUUUGUGUGUAUCGAAUGGGAGUUUAGAUGAAGAUUUGAUUAAAAAUAUAUUGUUAGGGAGUCCUGUAUUGGAAACGUUGGAGUUAGAGGAUUGCUUUGGUUACAAGAGGCUCGAUAUUACUUCAAAGAGUGUUAAAAAGUUGGUGAUAUCUGGAUACAAGGAUUUUAAUAUUGAUAGAUCUGAAGAUGAUGUCAUCAAAAUCAAUGCGCCUAAUAUUCGAUCACUAACAAUCCAAAAUGAAAUAAAUUUGUUGAAGAUUUUGUUGGUAGAUGUGUCUUCUUUGGUCAAAGCCGACUUAGAUUAUUAUAUUUGUGAAGGGAUCUGGUAUAACCACACAACUCCUAAAGAAGAGAUGCUUAAAGGAUUUAUAAUGAAUCUUAGCCAUGUCAAGGAAAUUAAAAUCGGGUUAUUUUGUUCUAAGGUUGUUACCUGUUUGCAAGAAAAAGGUUUCAUUUUUCCAUCAAAUGUCAAGUUUCCUCAAGUGGAAGAAGUCACCGAGAGCUUAACUGAUUGGUGGUGAUGCUUUAAGUUCAUGUUUAGGCAUAUUAGUUCUUUUUUCAACUCCAACUGGUUAAAUCUGUUACUCUGAUUACUUUUUUUCUUUUUUCAUUAUCUUGAUUUCUUUUGUUUUACAGCUAGUUAAAUAUUACUAGUUUUUCUUAUCCUAUUAUCUUAUUUUCUCC